Molecule: messenger RNA, 8579 nt
Organism: Rattus norvegicus (Norway rat)
Lineage: Eukaryota; Metazoa; Chordata; Mammalia; Rodentia; Muridae
Source: RefSeq, a predicted model, not a curated record
GUGUGGCCUUACCCGGCUGUCAGUGAUGGCCUUGCCCCGGUGAGCCAAAGCCUGCCCCUGUCACCCGCCGGCCGCCAGCCAGCAGGAUGAGGCUGUGGAAGGCGGUAGUGGUGACGCUGGCCUUCGUGAGCAUGGACGUCGGCGUGACCACGGCCAUCUAUGCCUUCAGCCACCUGGAUCGCAGCCUGCUGGAGGACAUCCGACACUUUAACAUCUUCGACUCGGUGCUGGACCUCUGGGCUGCCUGCCUGUACCGCAGCUGCUUGCUGCUGGGGGCUACCAUCGGUGUGGCCAAGAACAGCGCUCUGGGGCCACGGCGCCUGCGGGCCUCGUGGCUCGUCAUCACCCUCGUGUGCCUCUUUGUGGGCAUCUAUGCCAUGGCCAAACUGCUACUCUUCUCAGAGGUGCGCAGGCCCAUCCGGGACCCAUGGUUCUGGGCGCUCUUCGUAUGGACCUACAUCUCGCUGGCUGCCUCCUUCCUGCUGUGGGGGCUGCUGGCCACCGUGCGGCCGGACGCGGAGGCCCUGGAGCCGGGGAACGAGGGCUUCCACGGUGAGGGUGGGGCCCCUGCUGAGCAGGCAUCAGGGGCCACGCUGCAGAAGCUGCUGUCCUACACAAAGCCUGAUGUGGCCUUCCUAGUAGCUGCCUCUUUCUUCCUCAUCGUAGCGGCUCUGGGAGAGACCUUCCUGCCCUACUACACUGGCCGGGCCAUCGACAGCAUCGUCAUCCAGAAAAGCAUGGACCAGUUCACCACGGCCGUCGUCGUCGUCUGCCUGCUGGCCAUCGGCAGCUCAUUGGCCGCAGGUAUUCGGGGCGGCAUUUUCACCCUCGUAUUUGCCAGACUGAACAUUCGCCUUCGCAACUGUCUCUUCCGCUCCCUGGUGUCACAGGAGACGAGCUUCUUUGACGAGAAUCGCACAGGGGACCUCAUCUCCCGCCUCACCUCUGACACCACCAUGGUCAGCGACCUGGUCUCCCAGAACAUCAACAUCUUCCUGAGGAACACGGUCAAGGUCACGGGCGUGGUGGUCUUCAUGUUCAGCCUCUCCUGGCAGCUCUCCCUGGUCACCUUCAUGGGCUUCCCCAUCAUCAUGAUGGUGUCCAACAUCUACGGCAAGUACUACAAGAGGCUCUCCAAGGAGGUCCAGAGUGCCCUGGCCAGAGCCAGCACCACAGCCGAGGAGACCAUCAGCGCCAUGAAGACGGUCCGCAGCUUUGCCAAUGAGGAAGAGGAGGCAGAGGUGUUCCUGCGGAAGCUUCAGCAGGUCUACAAGCUGAACAGGAAGGAGGCCGCAGCCUACAUGUCCUACGUCUGGGGCAGUGGGCUCACACUCCUGGUGGUCCAGGUCAGUAUCCUCUACUACGGGGGCCACCUCGUCAUCUCGGGGCAGAUGAGCAGCGGCAACCUCAUCGCCUUCAUCAUCUAUGAGUUUGUCCUGGGAGACUGCAUGGAGUCCGUGGGCUCCGUCUAUAGCGGCCUGAUGCAGGGAGUGGGGGCUGCUGAGAAGGUGUUCGAGUUCAUUGACCGGCAGCCAACCAUGGUGCAUGACGGAAGAUUGGCCCCUGACCAUCUCGAGGGCAGGGUGGACUUUGAGAAUGUAACCUUCACCUACCGCACUCGGCCCCACACACAGGUCCUACAGAAUGUCUCCUUCAGCCUGUCCCCAGGCAAGGUGACGGCUCUGGUGGGGCCCUCGGGCAGCGGAAAGAGCUCCUGUGUGAACAUCCUGGAGAACUUCUACCCUCUGCAGGGCGGCCGGGUGUUGUUGGACGGCGAGCCCAUCGGCGCCUAUGACCACAAGUACCUGCACCGCGUGAUCUCACUGGUAAGCCAGGAGCCCGUGCUGUUCGCCCGCUCCAUCACAGACAACAUCUCCUACGGCCUGCCUACCGUGCCCUUCGAGAUGGUGGUGGAGGCUGCACAGAAGGCCAAUGCUCACGGCUUCAUCAUGGAGCUGCAGGACGGAUACAGCACAGAGACCGGGGAAAAGGGAGCCCAGCUGUCAGGUGGCCAGAAGCAGCGGGUGGCCAUGGCACGUGCACUAGUGCGGAACCCUCCUGUGCUCAUCCUGGACGAAGCCACCAGUGCCCUGGACGCAGAGAGUGAAUACCUGGUAGCCCUGGCUGACCUCAAAUACAGAGAGAUUCACCCCUCACCCCAGGAUUAAAAGGUGUGCACCACCACGCCCAGCUAUAUAUAUAUUUUUUUUCGGAGCUGAGGACCAAACCCAGGGCCUUGUGCUUUCUAGGCAAGCGCUCUACCACUGAGCUAAAUCCCCAACCCCUAUGUAUUUUUUUUUUCUUAAUAAGAAAGUGUUGACUGUAAGAAUCUUGAUUUAAAAUAUCGAUAUCCUUGGAAUGGAGGGUUUUUUUAAAGGAGAUUUAAAAUAAGUUUGUCAAUUUAAAACCAAUUUUUUAGAUUUAUUUAUUAUGUAUACAGCAUACUGCCUGUAGGCCAGAAGACAGCACCAGAUCUCAUUAUAGAUGGUUAUAAACGAGGCUGGUGCUCUUCCAGAGGACUUGGGUUUGAUUCCCAGCACCCACGUGGUGGCUCACGACCCUAUGCAACUCCAGUUCCAGGAGAAUCAGAUCAGGUGCUCUCUUCUGUUCUCUGUGGGCACUGCACACACGCCACACAGACUUAUACCUAGGAAAAGACUUUGUUUCCUUUUAAGAUCGAUUAUCUCUAUGUGGCUCUGGCUAUCAGGGAGCCUGCUAUAUAUAGACCAGGCCAGCCUCUAACUCAGAGAUCUUCCUGUCUAUGAAUGCUGGGAUUAAAAGUGUACUACCCCACCCAGAUCAUAUGCUUUUUAAAAAGAAAAUCUUAACAUUGUAAACAGAAUAAGCAUUAAUUUGUCUCAAGGUAUUGAAUUUUGACAUUAAAAUUAAAGAGUUAUAACCAUAUCUAAUUUUUAGUCAUUAGCAUAUAUCAAUCUUCAAUCAUUAUUUUUAUCCAUUUCCAUACUGUUUGACAGAAAGCCUGUAACUUUUACCACUUUAAAAAACACUUGAUACUUUACCAUUAUUAUUUCUGCAAAACAAAUUGUUGGACAGAGAUUCUCACCAUGUAGGUUGGCCUUCAACUCAGAGUUCCACCUGCUCCCAAAGUUCUUGGAUUAAGAAUAGGCUAGCAAUUAUAAAUACAGGUAAAACACAUUAAUAGUCUGGUUUUCCUUUAAAGUAACUAUGUUAAGUACUUUAAAUCACUUGCCUUUAAAAAUAAAAACAUGAAUAUUGUCCCAAAUAUAUUAGCAUAACGCAUUAAAAAUAUUAUUAUAGGGGCUGGAGAGAUGGCUCAGUGGUUAAGAGCAGUGACUGCUCUUCCAGAGGUCCUGAGUUCAAAUCCCAGCAACCACAUGGUGGCUCACAACCAUCUGUAAUGGGGUCUGAUGCCACCUUCUGGUGUGUCUGAAGACAGUAUACUCACAUUCAUAAAAUAAUAAAUCUUUAAAAAAAGAAUAUUAUUAUAAUAAUUAUAUAACACAUUAUCUAUCUAUAAACUCCAAGAUGUCUUUGUAAGCCUUAAAGGAGGUUAUUAUUCUUAUUAUCAUCAUCAUUAGUUUUUUGUUUUUUUUGAGACAGGAUUUCUCUGUGUAGCCCUGGCUGGCCUGAAACUCCGAAGUCUGCCUGCCUCUGCCUCCUGAGUGCUGGGAUUAAAGUUUUAACCACCACUUGCAUGUGUAUUCUAACUGAAAUAUACAAUGUUAAAUUUUGUUUUACACAAACAACAUAUGAAAACAAUUCUAUACACACAUGGCACAGCCAUACAAUUAAGAGUCUGUGCUACUCCUACAGUGGACUGGAACUCAGUUCCCAGGAACCACAACUCCAGCACCAGGGGAUCUGUUGCUCUCUUUUGGACUCCACAUAGAUAAGAAAAUAAAAAUGAUUUUUUACAAAAAGCUUAAAAGUGGGUUGUGGUAGCAUACAUCUUAUUCCAGCACUCUGAGGCAGAGGCAGGAGGAUCUGAGUUCAAGGCCAGCCUGGACUACAGAGAAGGUUCCAGGACAGCCAGGGCUACACAGAGAAACCCUGUCUCAAAAGAAAAGGAAAAAGGAAAAAGAAAAAAAAAGGUGUGAGAACAGAAGGCCUUAGUGGCACAAAGAGCAAAGGGCAAAGUUGAUCAUGGAGACUGAAGAGUAGCAGGACUUUGUCUUUGUCAGAGCUUAAGCAGCUGAGGGAGAGGAGGUACCAGACUGAUGUCCGCAUCUAGGAGUCAGAGGAAAGAACUAGUGUUGGAUCAGGCAUCACGGGCCACAUGUCAGUCUGGAGUCAGUGCCCUGGAGUCAGGCCCGAACCAUCCCAGGGGUGUGCACACGCGUGCGUGCGUGCGCGUGCGCACGCGGGAACACACACACACACACACACACACACACACACACGCUGGGUUAAAUACUAAGAGGGUCUCUGGCCAGAACAAGCAGCUAAGGAGCCCAAGAUAAGGGACCUCUCUCAGAAGGGCUGACAGCAGCACCACAGACACUCACUUCCCAGCAGGGAAGGCCCUGUGUAGCUCCCGCAGUCCAGGAUCUGCUCUGAAUGGAGCCUUAGCAUGGCUGGUAUGAUAAGGAUUUUAACCUCGGGUUAAGCAUGAGGUAGAAGGAAGCUGCUCCAGGACAGUCUAUAAGGUCACCCAGUAUCUUCCCCAAGGGAAGUGGUCUUCGAGGUGGGAAUUGUGGUACAACACGCUCUCUCCCUGUUUCUCUCUAGCUUCGAUCUUAAUCCGGGCCCAUAAUAUCUCCCUUUGAUUACAGCAUUUUGCUCUAAGACAGAGAUGAGUGGGGGUGGGUCUCGGGUUCACCCUUAGCUCCCUUAUAACCUCAAUAUUAAAUUCUUAAUUUAUUAAUUUCAUCUUUAUGUGUGAGCUUUGCUUCAUGUAUAGAUUGUGUACCAUGCACAUGCCUGGUGGCUGAGAUCAGAAGAGGGCAUCAGAUCCCCCGGAAGUGAAGUAACAGAAGGUGUGAAACACCACGUGGGUGCUGGGAAUCGAACUCUGUUCCUCUGCAGAAGCAGCCAGUGCUCUAACCACUAAGUCAUCUCUCCAGCCCCCUAAAAUGUGAUAUAUUUUAAUCUUUCAUUUUAUUUAGUCUAUAUCCUUUUAACUCACAUAUAGUAUUACUAAUUUUUGUAAGUUACCAGUUUCUUUUCCUUUCUUAGGUGAUUAUGUUAAGCAGGCUGCCCAUUCAUGAUUAUUUUAUUGCAUGAAAAAAAAGUUCCAGUUUAGGAAUGUUAAACGUUCCCCAUUGAGGGAACCAUAAAGCCAAGUGUUCGUGGUUUGAUUUCCCGUAUUUUCAAAUACUUUCAAGUUUGAAGUCUGUAAAUAUCACAUAGACCCUGCUGGGGCCCCACACGUGGCUUAUCCCUAAACAAUUUUCUCUUCUUUAAGCUUUUUCCUAUUUUUCCUUUCCUCUGAAAAAUUGCAAGAGUCGGAGGUGGUGGUGCACACUUUCAUCCCAGCGCUCAGGAGGCAGCGGCAGAGGGAUCCGAGUUCAAGGCCAGCCUGGUCUACAGAGCUGGUUCUAGGACAGCCAGGGCUACAUAGAGAAACCCUGUCUCAAAAUAACAAGAAUUAACACGCCUCUCUAUGCUAGCUGGGAAUUGGAGUGUGUGUUCCUGACCUGUUGGGUCGGGUUUAUGUCCUGCCUUGGGGACAGACUGCUUCUGCUAUCACCUGAAACCAUCUUUCCCGCUGGCUUUGGAGUUGCAGUGAACAUGUCCAUACCAGAGAAUCAAGACUCUGCGUGAUCAAAUGUGUCUUCCCAGCUGGGCAAAGUCACGUUCCUUCUGACCUAGAAAUGGAGUAUGUCCGUCCCCUGGGUGGGGAGCAAGUGCCUCUUACCUUUAUUACCAGGAUCCAGGAAAGUCAGCUAAAGGCAGCAAGGCUGCAAGGAGCAGAAGCACGGAACACAUUGUUCGAGCAAAGUCAGGAGAUAAAGUCAAAUGGCAGCAAACUGCAGUAUUCCAAAGGCAAAGCAAGCCAAAACGAUAUUCAAGUGCCCCCAGACACCUAAGAGUGGAAAACUGAAAACAGGCUGUAUGCAAACACCUUAGGUACAAACAAAACCCAAACCAGACAUCUAGACCAAAAUGUUCCGUAGCAAACACAACAGACAAUGAAAUACUCUAAAAGCAAAGCCCACUCAGAGGCUCUACCACAGGAGCUUAAACAAAUAGGCCAUGGACCCAACUGAGGGAGGCCUGAGAGUACCCGAGAAAGGACCCCCACAAUAAUCUGAGGAGACAGUAUGCUAAAUGGCGUACACGCAUUGGAUCUCUGGCUGUCCCUUGCUUCCAUCUAGGUGACUCCUCUGAGAGAGUAGAUGGGUUCUUGGAGCCCAUACUGGGUACUGUUAGUAAUAUACAUGGCUCUCACCUCCAAGGGAGAGCCUAUCCUGGAGCUAAGGAUGAGUGACCAUGGACUGGGCACAGAGAUUUAGGAUAUCCAGAUUUCAUGUUCCAACAUGGCAGCAGUAACAGAAUGAAUUGGAAACAGACAAGUUAUGGCCAAGAGGGGAAAUCUCAGCCUCUGUUAGUCACAGGGUGUUAGAUCGGACACAGGUAGGCAAAGAAUAACUAUUCGGGGCUAAAGUGAGCCCAGUUUAGGUUGUAAUAGGCCCAGCAACAUUGCAGUGUCUCCACAUGAGUGCAGUUCUAUUAGCGCUAUCUGUUAGAACCCUUAGUCAACCAGCUUUUGCAGACACAGCCUCUUUCCUGAAAUCCUCACUCAGUGCUCAUGUCCUUGAUGUGGGUUAGUGCCACAUCCCUCCAAGGGUCACUCGGCUCUUCACACACGGUGCCUGACCUGGCCCCAGGCCUACUCUAGACACUGCAGGUUCAGAGAAAGGCUGACCAGACAAACAAGACCUCUGUCCCCUGGCAUUUCCACUCCCAUGGGACAGACAGUCACAAACAAGGAAACAGCCUGGGGUUUCUGUGCUACUGGGAAAACGAUCAUUCAAUACGGGAAUGGGAUGGGCAGCCAUUGUCCCAUAAACACACCUGGGCAUCAGUGAGUGCUUUGAACGGAGACACAGCUGAGCUUCAUUUUCCUGGUGCAGAGGCAACAGGUAUUUAAAGGGACAGCACGGGGUGAGAGGACAGAACUGGUGCAGAAUGGCAGAGUGUUGGUGUGGGCAUACAGCGUGCCCAAGCUGACUGCUGUCUUCCAACAAAGGGGACAGGACUCCCUCUCUGUGGUCAUGUUCUGGAAUAAUGCCGUCAGGCCCUUGAGAGACAUCCGUGGUUGUAGGAGGUAUACAUACAUUGCAAGAGUCUCAGAAGGGCACAGAAGUCGCUGUUAGCCCUUGUUAGUAAAUGCAUUAGGGAAGGCCGGGGCCUAUGGCAGGCACUGACUCAGAUCGGAAACGCAUGCACCCACACUGGGCUUUCUCAGGAAGGUGUCCAAGGAUCACUGUGCAUCCAGGAGUCCCUCUGCAGCACAGUGGCACUGGGGCUGUAUGGAGUCACUAGGUCCUCUGUGGCACUCACUGUGAAGACCAGGUUUAAGUCACCCCUUAGCUAAGCAAAGGAGCCAGCUGUGGGGAGCUCUGGGGCUGGGCGACAGAGUUCAAACCAAAGGUCCAUGUAAGUAGAAGUGGAGAGAAGGCAGGAAGCAAUGAAGAGGCAGGUGCCUCAGGCCCUCAUGGGCAAUUUGGACUUUUUUUUAGCAAGUCACUUGGUUUUAUUUUUCCAGACUUUUUAAGUUUAAAGAAAACAAAGCAGAAAGUUUAUAGUUCCCACCUCUCCUUUCACCCCUGCCCUGUCCUCUGUCCUUCACACUUUGUAUCUGUGUGCUGUCUGCUACAGUCCUUACUUUGCUAACUAUAAAGUCCCUCCUGCCUCAUUCUCCAGGUGUAAUUCUAUGGACUCUGAGAAGGACAUGAGCACGUGUGCAUGCACACACAUGCACACCACACACACACACACACACACUGGCCACACUAUGUGAGAAACUCCAAGUUUGCAUCAAAUCCCAGAGUAGGAUGAGAAGCCAGUGGACGCAGGUAUUCAGCAAGAACUGACUGAAACAUUAAGGAGACCGGAGAGGCAGUGCACACCCACCAUCCCAGCCCUCCAGGAGGCAGGAGGAGCAAGAUCACUCUCAGCUACAUGAGGUUUGAGGCCAGCCUGGGCUACAUAAGACCCUGUCUUGAAACACAGUGAGGGUCAGUGCAUGGCUCAACAGGUGAAGGCUCAAUAUGAAACCUGACACGUGGUAGGAGACCACCACUUCCCACCGGUUGUCCUCUGACCUCCACAUGUGUGGCACGCUCAGUGUCAUGUGCACACAGACCAUGCGUGCAUAUAUACACACAUACACACUUAUGUGAGCAUAAGUCAUUUUUAAGGGAAAUGAGUAGAUUGCUUUUCUUGGCCUGGGGCUGAAGGGGUGAGAUCUCCUUCCUCAGGUACCCCUAUGUUAGCACCUGGGCUGUCUGGAAUAGAAACCCAGGAACUGAGUUGUCUUGGUGUUCAUUUUACAACCCAGGAACGGAAUGUCAGAUAGCAGCCAGCAGGGGGUAGGUGAAGGUGUGUAUGUGCUGGGUGGGGUGAUUUGCAGGAGGUGGUGCAGUGCAGCC